This is a messenger RNA of Bombyx mandarina (wild silkworm), 1751 nucleotides long. RefSeq names its product CUE domain-containing protein 1. Lineage: Eukaryota; Metazoa; Arthropoda; Insecta; Lepidoptera; Bombycidae. The record is from RefSeq and is a predicted model, not a curated record. Gene Ontology annotation, molecular function: ubiquitin binding.
UCCUACUUCAAAACUACCGAAAGUGAAAUUUGCACAUCAUGGUGUCGCUCGGUGCACCGCGCGUCGCGUCAAUAUGACUUAAUGAUUGCAAUGAACUGCUUAUUUGCGUCAAAAGGACACAGGGUGUUCAAAGACGUGUAGUGUGCCUCGAGGAUGGCCAAUGUCGGCACGGCGUCGACCCUCUCAGGCACUGCGGUAGUCCUGCGUCAUAAAUCAGCUGAGCUACCGGCAAAGGGCUCGCGCUUGUGACGUCUCUUACGGAUCGCGUGCCGCUUGUCGGCGGCGCGAUGGCGUCCACUAUGCAACUUGAAUUUACUCAGGCGAUGAACGACUUCAAAACGAUGUUUCCUGAUAUGGACGAUGAUGUCAUCGAGGCUGUUCUUCGGGCAAACCAAGGCGCCGUAGACGCCACCAUUGACCAGCUUUUAGCAAUGAGCACCGAUAACCAAAACGAACUGCUAAGACUAGAAAUGGAACGCGUCGAAAGCAAUACACCGUCUAAACGCAAAGAUCGACGGAACACUCGCCCGGCUGAUGAGUGCGACGACGACGAUACUGCGGCAUUGGUAAACGUUGAGGACGAGUCAGUCCCUCUUGCAGUUCGCAAAAGAUGGAUUCCCCGAAUGUUGGGUCCACUACCACCUAUGUUUCUACGAAUUCCACCAGCCACAGAUGCUCGGAUUGAUCUUAGUUUGGAGAUGGAUGACGAUCGAAUCGCCACCUUCUUACAAAAUGAAGAGUUUAUGGCCGAAUUGCGUUGGAACCAGGAAUUCAUGGCAGCUCUAGACAGCGAACAAGGACAUAAAACUAAAAGUCAUGACGAUGAAGCCGCUUUCAAAGAAAGACUCAAGAAUAUGGGUAAAUUAUCUAGAAAAAAAUUCGCACAGUUAUCACGAAUGUUCACACGCGGUGGUUCACGCCGGGCAGGUGGCGCUAAAGCACCAUCACGUGGGCCACCUGACAGCUUGCUUCUACAAGAGGAACACAGCGACGACGAGGACCGCCUACAGCACAACAAAAACAAAUAGAUAACGUCUCUAACAACCGCUGAAGAAUGUUGUUGUGAAACCUUACGACGCGGAUCCCGGAAAGUUACGGAUAAGACUGGAAUGCAUUGACCUGUUUGUAAAUAAUAAAAUUUGGGAUAAGAUUGUUCUUGUUUGAUGGAAUUUUGUAAGGAAGGAGUAAAUAUAGAUUUAUGAUGAAGGGACACGUUUCAAAAAAAUGUUGACACUUGAUUGUACAUUGCAAAGCAGCUCUAAGUUCCCUAGAUAAUGAUAAUUUCUUAGACAUAUAAUAGAGACCAUAAUCUACAUAUAUAGAUAGAUAGACUGCUAAACUAUUGACAAUUUGAUAUCUGAAUAGGUAAAUUUAGAUUAAUAUCACAAUUUCCACAAUAGUAGAAAGAAAUGGCGUUAACAGUUUUAAGCCGUUUCACACAACUAUUACUUGUUUUUAUAUCAAUGUUUACAAAAAAAAACGUGUGCUUUGGUGCUUGCAAAAUUAUUGAAUCUGAUAAGCAAAAGAUUGUGGUGUAACUAUUGAACUAUUACUUCGUUGUGUUCUGUUAAAUUUUAUUUCUUCAAUUUUCUUACAUCAUUCCUGUGUUGACCGAACGGUUGUCCAUAAGCGACAUCUCGUACCGAGGUGUGCGCCCAUUUUAAAUUUUAUUUUAAGUUUAAAAUGUUUUUUUUUUUUAAAAGCAAUAAAAUGUAAUCAACUGGAUCUUAAAACAAAUAAACGAAAUUGUC